Molecule: messenger RNA, 2054 nt
Organism: Salvia splendens (bonfire salvia)
Lineage: Eukaryota; Viridiplantae; Streptophyta; Magnoliopsida; Lamiales; Lamiaceae
Exons: 1
Coding region: 1-1938 (645 amino acids)
Source: RefSeq, a predicted model, not a curated record
AUGAAAGUAUUCCAAUUCAAACCCCACAAACUCUAUAUAAACAAUUCCCACUACUAUCCCAUUUCCAACAACAAAUCACCAAUCCUUUAUCCUAAACCCCAAUAUUUCAAUUGCAUCAAAAACACCUCAAAGCCUUUCAAAAGCCAAAACAAAGGUUGCCAAAAAAAUGGAAGAAGAUGGAGAGGAUCACACCCCGUUUUGGGUCCAAAGCACUACCAAACUCCGCCGCUCCGACCGCCUCCGCCGCAGCGUCGCAGCCGUGUUCUUCAGCUCGGGCUGGUGGUUUUCCUCCUGGUGGUAGCAGCUGUCUUUUUCUUGGCUUUUGUAGUGGCAUCCACCAUUUCAUUUAGUGCCACCAUAUUUAGGCCAAAUAGUGUCAAGAAAAGCUGGGAUUCUUUGAACAUUGCUCUUGUUUUAGUUGCUGUGGUUUUUGGGAUUCUUAGCAGAAACAGAAACGAAGAGAGAUCUUCUUCCUUUGAUGAGUUCCAAUCUUCUCCCAUUAAAGGAAAUGAAUCCCAGAAAUCGAAUCCAUCCACGCCGCAGAAAUGGUUCGAUUAUUCGGCAAAUGAAGAAGAAAAAUCGAGUCUUUAUGAAUAUCAAAUUCAAGAUUCUCAUCAGCCUAAAUUUGAUCAGAAAAUUUCGAAUUUGAGAAGAAGCUGCAGCUCUUACCCUGAUUUGCGUGAAUUCCCAUCUUCUUCUUCGACAAAUUGGAGCUAUGGAGAUUAUCAAAUGCGAUUUUUUGAUGAUUUUCACGUCGAUUCGAGCCCGGGGCAGCUCCGCCGUUACCGGAGCUUGGGGCGGGUUGAUUAUCCGACGUCGCCGCCGCAAAUUAAGACUCUGGUUGUUGAUACAUUAGUGAAUAAAACCUGCCCAGAAAUUAAAAGUUUUCCGGCGGAAUUAUCGCCGCCGGAAGAUGAUGCGAUUGCGGAGAAGGUGGUUUAUGAGAGCGUGGCGGUUAGGGAUGAGAAAUCGAGCAGGAGAUUUUACAAAGAUUUGGAAAUCACGAAUUGGGUUUCGGCGGCGGCGCCGGCGGCGGAGGAAUCUCAGCCGCCGGAAUUACAAGAAAGUCAGAAACGGAGCCGUGAAAGAGCGGCGCGGAGGAAGGAAAGGUCGAGCAGAAGACAGGUUUAUGAAAAUGUGGGACCCACUAAUCCGAUUGCGACGCCACCACCGCCGCCGCAGCAGCAGAUGAUGAUCGGCGAAAGUGAGAGAAGACGAGGCGGCGCGACGGCGGCGAAUUCGAAAAAAGUCUUCUUGAAUUCUCUCUACAAGAAGAAGAAGAGGCAGCUAAAGAGCGUAGAAAAUGUGGAGUCUCUUCUCCGGGGAGCUCCGCCGCCGCGGAGCUACCAAAUUCCCCCGGCGCCGCCGUUGGUCUUCCACACGCUGUUCUCUUCCAAGAAGCCCAAAGGGAAAAAGACUGUGACCGUCUCACUAGAGCCCCUCCCGAGAUCUCCGCCGCCGGUAUCGCCGCCGCAUGAGGCGGCGCGUGAGACUGAACCCACUUCACACGCGCCGCCACCGCCCACCUACAGCCCACCAAAACCAGUAAAGAUUACAAAUUUCGACGGAGCAGAAGAAGCCCAGGACAGCGGCGGCGAGUCCCCGUUCCGCCGGAUUCCGCCGCCGCCGCCUCCUCCGCCGUUCUCGAAAACUCCGGCGUGGAAGUUCGUGGUGCAAGGCGACUACGUGAGAGUCAACAGCUCGAGGAGUGGCUCGCCGGAACUCGACGAAACGGACUCCGACAUCACGCCGUCGGCGGCUGACGGCGGCGGCGCGGCAGCGGCGUUGUUCUGUCCGAGCCCAGAUGUGAACUCGAAAGCUGAAAGCUUUAUUACUAAGUUUCGGGCCAACUUGAAGCUCGAGAAGAUCCACUCCAUGAAGAAAAGAGACGUGGGCCCAUCUAGUCUCGGCCCGGGCUUGGGCCCAAAUCAGAUUUAGUGCUUUCUAUUGUUUAAAAGAUCGAUUUGAUUGAUUGAUUGAUUAUUCCAAUUUUGGAUUUUAUUUUGAAAUAUUAAUAAGGAUAUUAUAUUUGUAUGUUGCAUAUAGGUGGAUAA